GAAGGCACUGUUUGUUGAAAUAUGGGUGGUAUUACCCUCCAGUUCAUUCCUUUAAGUCAAAGUUGUUUAAAGACUUCCUCCAGCUACAUCAUCGGCCUCGAACCUUGCUUGAGGAACAAUAUAGAAGCAAUAUAGAACAAAAUACGUUUUGUUAAGUAAAUCAGGUGACAAAUCAGGUGAAAAGGAGACUGGAGUGCCACUUUAACAAAAAAAAGUGGAACAGCUUAUGUUAUCCCUGCCAUUCAAUGCCCUUCAACAUAAAAAAAGGUGCUUAACCUGUUCUAUAGUGUGUUUGUUGUUCUAUAGAUAUAUGGUGCUUUUCUUACCUUAUACAUGAGCUUUGGUCACACCCAUAUUUACAUGGUCCACUGGCACUGUGUAGUUCUACAUUUUUGCUUGUGAAACAGUAAAAGGCACAGAUUCUACUGGAUUUGGGAUACAGUCGUGCAUUACUUCAAACACUCAAAGUUUGAUUUAAUAGAAUUGCAAACUUUGGGAGGAACAAUGCGUUUUUUUACAAAAAUCCGUCCUUCCAUCACUCUGCCACUUGUUGGAAUCCUACUUUUGGGAGUCCUGGUUUUAACAUAUUGUUACUCAUCAUUUGGUGUGAUGAAAAAUAUGGAUGUCAGAAUUGUAGAAGUUUUGGGGUUGUGUCAGCAGGACCCUGUCAAUUUCAGGCGGGAAAACUGUAGUUGUAGGACCCGGGACAUGCUGUCCCCACAGGGACUCCUGUAUAAGCAGCCCAGUGUGUUAAUGGGGCGCACCAAUGUGGUAACUGUCACCCCUUGGUUGGCACCAAUUGUCUGGGAAGGCACCUUUAAUCCCUUGAUUGUUGACAGCAUUUACAAGCCUAUGCACCUAAGCAUUGCCACAACCGUCUUUGCUGUUGGCAAGUAUGUGCGCUUCCUGCGUGACUUCCUAGAGACUGCCGAGAAGCAUUUCAUGGUGGACUUCAAAGUGCGCUACUACAUCUUCACUGACCGGAGGGAAGACGUGCCAGCGGUGGUCCUCGCUCCCGGUAGAAAUGUAACCAUCAUCCCAGUCCCUGGCUCCAACCGCUGGCAGGAGAUCUCCUCCAGGAGGAUGGAGAUGAUCCAGACCACCAUCGAGAACCAGAUAGGCAAGGAGGCGGACUACAUCUUCUGCUUGGAUGUGGACACGAAGUUCCACGGACGGUGGGGGGCAGAAACAUUGAGCAGGCUGGUGGCCACUAUUCACCCAGGUUACUAUGAGCAGACCCACGAGCACUACCCUUACGAACGCCGUCCUGCCUCGCGGGCCUACAUCCCCGCGGGGGAAGGAGACUACUACUAUGGAGGCGCCACCAUCGCUGGCUAUGUUAGGGACGUGCACAAGCUGGCAAAGUACUGCCGUGAGCAGCUUGAGGCCGAUGCCGCCAACUCCAUCGAGGCGGCAUGGCAGGAGGAAAGCCACCUGAACAGAUAUCUCCUUUACAACAAGCCCACUAAGAUUCUGUCUCCGGAAUACCUGUGGCAGGACUUCAAGGCCAAGAACAACGAGGUGCAAAUAAUCCGCUUCUCUCAGGUCAACAAGAACUAUGCAGAGGUUCGGCCCAACGUGAAGAAAAGAAAGUAAUGCUGUGGCCAUUGUUGCACCAAGAUUCAGGAUCUAGGCCAGGGAGGAGGAUGCUGCUGUUUGUAUACAUUGAAGGUGGCUGGAUCAGUAAACAAGCUUAUGUUCCGUUUUUCUCUCAAUUCGUUUAUAUCCUUUACUGCUAAAGAUGUAUUAUAGACAUGAAGGGCUGUUUCCAUGUAGAAAUGUUUGUCAUAGGAGCAGAAGUGUGGAUAGAGGGUGAGUUUGUGAAAUGAAUGUGCAAUUAAUACUGAUAAUACAUGAUAUUUGUGUUAUUUGUGUCAUUCUUUGUAAUAUAUGGUGGAUAUAUAUAUUAUUAAAGGGGGAAUAUGUGAUUGGUA
Molecule: messenger RNA, 1934 nt
Organism: Salvelinus sp. IW2-2015
Lineage: Eukaryota; Metazoa; Chordata; Actinopteri; Salmoniformes; Salmonidae
Product: globoside alpha-1,3-N-acetylgalactosaminyltransferase 1-like
Biological process (GO): carbohydrate metabolic process
Cellular component (GO): Golgi apparatus; membrane; vesicle
Molecular function (GO): hexosyltransferase activity
Source: RefSeq, a predicted model, not a curated record